AAAAAAAACUGUAACACACACUUCGCAUUCUUCCAAAUACGAAACCUAGCACACAACUCGUCCACUGGGUUUCAGAGCAAGAUUGAAUUUUGACGAUGUUUUCGCCUACCCUUUAUCGCAAUUAGGCUGAAAUCGAUGGGGGUUGGUGGUAAUUUCUGGGACCUGCUGAAGCCCUAUGCGCGCAACGAAGGUUUUGAUUUCUUGAAGAACAAGCGAGUUGCUGUGGACCUUUCGUUCUGGAUUGUUCAGCAUGAGACUGCCAUCAAGGCACAUGUCAGAAAACCCCACCUCAGGCUUACCUUCUUCCGCACCAUCAAUCUCUUCUCCAAGUUUGGAGCGUUUCCUGUGUUCAUUGUUGAUGGGACUCCAUCGCCGUUGAAAUCACAGGCCAGGAUUGCGAGAUAUUUCCGGUCUUCUGGCAUUGAGUUGGCUAGCUUGCCGGUGCCUGAAGGUGUUUCAGCUGAGAGGAACCGUUUAUUUUCAAGCCGUGUUCAAGAAUGUGUGGAACUAGUUGAACUACUUGGAAUGCCUGUACUAAAGGCUAAAGGAGAGGCUGAAGCACUCUGUGCUCAGUUAAAUAGUGAAGGUCAUGUGGAUGCUUGCAUGACAGCUGAUAGUGAUGCAUUCCUCUUUGGGGCCAAAUGCAUUAUAAAAUGUUUCUGUCCCAAUUCCAAAGAACCAUUUGAAUGCUACAGUAUGUCAGAUAUUGAAGCUGGGCUUGGAUUGAAGAGGAAACACUUAAUAGCUAUCUCUCUUUUGGCUGGAAAUGAUCAUGAUAUGAAUGGUGUUCGAGGGAUUGGGGUUGAUUAUGCACUUCGUUUUGUUAAAGCUUUUAGUGAAGAUGAUAUAUUGAAUAGAUUACAUGAGAUAGGCAAAGGGAAUACUUCACAAAUUCCCAUCUGCAUUAAAGUUGAGGAAGAUAUGGAUAUGGGUGAGAGCUCCCCAAAUAGAAAACAACCUCAUUGCUCAUUCUGUGGGCAUCCAGGCAGCAAAACAGAUCACGUGAAGUUUUCCUGUGAAUAUUGUGUCACUAAGGAUGAUGAAGGUUGCAAGCAAAAACCAGACGGUUUUAAAUGUGAUUGCUUCUCCUGUGGUAUGCACUUAAUAUUUGAUUGGCAGAAUAGGAGACAUAAGGAGCAAAAAAGACUGGAAAAUUGGCACACAAAAAUUUGUCACAAGAUUGCACAGGAGCCAAACUUUCCCAAGGAAGAAAUCAUUGAUAUGUAUUUAUGCAAUGAUAAUGGUUACUUUUCUGGAAGUGAUAACCUUCACAUUACAUGGGGAAAACCCAAUGUUGAGAUGCUAAUUGAUUUUUUAAAUUUCCAUCAGCAUUGGGAACCAUCGUACAUUCGUCGGACAAUGUUCCCAAUGAUGUCCACCAUCUUUUUGAGAGAUAUGACUAAAACUACUGCAGAAACUUUGUUAUUUGGGCAAUACGAGUUUGAUUCCAUAGAACGUGUGAAGACAAGAUAUGGACAUCAGUUUUAUGUGGUCAAGUGGAAACAGGCAAGGGGCAGCACUGUCCGUAAAGCUCCAUCAGAGGAAUCCAGUGUGCAACAAGAUGUCAGAGAGCUUGAUGAAACGUUGGAUCUACUAGAUGACGGCGAUGUUCCUGUGAUUCAUGAAGAUGAUGGUUGUAGUUUUCUGCUCACAGAUGAAAAUAUGGACCUUGUAGGAGCUGCUUUUCCAGCAGAAGUCAAAAGGUUUUGGCAGGAACAGGAACAGAAAAGAAGCAAGAAUUCAAUGUCAAGAUUACAAGAAAAUGAAAACUUAGCGUCACCAAUUUCAAGGAGUAUUCAGCUAAACAUUACAGAGUUCUACCCAUCAACCAAAGUUCAACAUCGUCAAGCAAAACAAGGAGAAGGGUCAUCCAAGAAUAUUGAUAGCCAAGGCAGUGGAGGCUCAAAAAUGAAAAGGAAAAUGUCAAGUAGUCCUACUAAGCUUACAAAAUCUGUGAGGCGUCGCCUUUUAUUUGACUAGUGUCUAUAUUUAGUAUACAUGCUUGAGUUUUGGAUCUACUGGCAUUAAUAAGUAGAUAUUGAAGCAGUAAAAUAGAGUUGUAUUGGGUGACCUUAUAAUUUUGUUAGGUUCAAUAUAGGCCUGUGAGUAUAUAUGUAACCAGACUAGUGCAACCCACGGGGACAUCCAGAAAUUUUAAUAGAUAUUUAUGUGUAUUAUGAUGUUUCUUAUUUAAAUUGAUAUGUGAAAUUCAACAUCUCAAUAUUGUA
Molecule: messenger RNA, 2228 nt
Organism: Cajanus cajan (pigeon pea)
Lineage: Eukaryota; Viridiplantae; Streptophyta; Magnoliopsida; Fabales; Fabaceae
Product: 5'-3' exonuclease family protein
Biological process (GO): pollen development
Molecular function (GO): 5'-flap endonuclease activity
Source: RefSeq, a predicted model, not a curated record